AUGGCAGAAUUUUCAAAGAGAAUAUUUAUAGAUGUGCCAAUAGAAGAUAAGUACAUAUGUCGGUACUGUGAUGAGAUUCUACAUAAUCCUUUACAGACACACUGUGGACACAGAUACUGUAGACAGUGCUUUGAAGAAUUACUGCGAAAUGAAGGAGAUGUACUUUGUAGUUCUUGUCGGGAAGAAGGAAUAAUGGAUUCUUUGUUAAAUAUUGAACAGGCAUAUCCGGAUAGAGCCAUAGCAAGGGAACUGAAUAAACACAACGUACAGUGCAUAAACAUAGGAUGUGAUUGGACGGGCAGUUUCAAGGAUUACAAAUUGGAUCACAAUCCGACUUGUGAAUAUGAAAUGAUAAAAUGUGUCAAUAGAAAUGGAUGUAAUGUAUCAAUUCAACGUGGAAAUCUAUCAUCUCAUCUGGAGAAGGAUUGUCCAAUGAGAAUAGUAAAGUGUGAACAUUGUCAACAUGAGACAGCAUUUAUAGAUAUGGAGAUUCAUCUUCGUGAAUGCGCUGAUGUCACCAAGGAAACCAACUCAUGCAAGGAGAAAACUGUGAGAAAAACGAUGACCGACCAUACUGAACCAGAAUCCUCAAUCUGCUCAAAAGACCUGGUAUUCUGUGAUUUCAAGGAAAUCGGGUGUGAAGAUAUGGAAAAGAAGAUUCUGUGUCUGCAGUCUGAUGAGAAGAGAAUAGCAGACCGAUUGUCUAGAUUAUCGACUAGAAACGAGAGAGAGAAUAGCGAAGAUGACGCUUUGGUUCGGACGGUAGAGAAACAUGAUAAAUCGAUAGUAGGACUGAAUAAUUGCAUUGCGGUUACCAAUAAAAAGAUUAAUACAUGUGAAGGCAUGAUUGUGGUAUUGAACAACGAAGUGGGAACGAUGACUGACAAUGUCACUUUGUUGUCAAGACAACAGAAGAAGUAUACUGAGAUGAUAGAGGCGUUAGAGAAAAAAGUGAAAGCACAAGAUAGAAUUAUCGCUUUAAAAGAUGUUGCUAUUGCUGAACAAGAUUUAAGAAUACAAAGUCUAGAAAUGGCGUCCUAUGAUGGUGUGUUGGUUUGGAAGAUAACAGACUUCGCUCCUAAAAGACAAGACGCCAUCAGUGGAAGAACCACCUCUAUCUACUCACCUUGUUUUUAUAGUAGUCGCCAUGGAUACAAGAUGUGUGCUCGGAUAUAUAUCAAUGGUGAUGGAAUGGGGAAGGGUAACCACGUAUCUUUGUUCUUCGUGAUCAUGAAGGGAGAGUCUGACGCCCUCUUGCGAUGGCCAUUCCGUCAGAAGGUCACUAUGAUGUGGUUAGAUCAGAUUAACAAAGAUCACGUGAUCGAUGCAUUUCGACCUGACCCUACUUCAAGUUCAUUUCAACGUCCUAAACACGACAUGAACAUUGCCAGUGGAUGUCCUCUAUUCAUGCCGCUAUCACAGUUGGAAAGUCUACGUCAUCAUUACGUCAGAGAUGACACUGCAUUUAUCAAAAUAUUUGUUGACACUAGUGAUUUAUCUUAA
This is a messenger RNA of Saccoglossus kowalevskii, 1503 nucleotides long. RefSeq names its product TNF receptor-associated factor 2-like. Gene Ontology annotation, cellular component: plasma membrane signaling receptor complex; cytoplasmic side of plasma membrane. The record is from RefSeq and is a predicted model, not a curated record. Gene Ontology annotation, molecular function: zinc ion binding; tumor necrosis factor receptor binding. Lineage: Eukaryota; Metazoa; Hemichordata; Enteropneusta; Harrimaniidae. Gene Ontology annotation, biological process: regulation of apoptotic process; signal transduction; regulation of canonical NF-kappaB signal transduction.